Diaporthe citri is the source of this 1371-nucleotide messenger RNA. RefSeq lists its product as uncharacterized. The record is from RefSeq and is a predicted model, not a curated record. The transcript is spliced from 3 exons. Gene Ontology annotation, biological process: basic amino acid transport; transmembrane transport. Gene Ontology annotation, molecular function: basic amino acid transmembrane transporter activity. NCBI's taxonomy places the organism in Eukaryota, Fungi, Ascomycota, Sordariomycetes, Diaporthales, Diaporthaceae. Bases 1 to 1371 code for a protein of 456 amino acids. Gene Ontology annotation, cellular component: fungal-type vacuole membrane.
AUGAUUCUUGCAUAUCGUUGGGCACGCAAGAAGAAUCAGCAGCGCCAGCAAGCGAGUGAUGAUGAGCCUUCGCAGCCACCUCCAACCAAUACGAUAGAGAUCCCUACACAGGCGCACCCAGAAGCCACAGCAAGAGACACUGCAACCAAGGAAAUAUCCCAGAGUUUGGAUUCGCCAUCAAAUGCGGCCGCAAACGGCAGCCCGGCGACCGCCAAAGGCGCCAAGGCCGGAACCAAGACCGAGAAGACGGAGCCCACCCCGGAGGAGAAGGCGGAACAGCGCCGCAAGAGGGCGUAUCGGUGGAAGAUCGUGAUCGGUCUCUUCGCCCCCUUCACCCUGCAGAGUCUUAAUACCACCAUCAUCGCUUCCGCUCUACCAUUCAUAGCCUCUGACUUCAACCAACUCUCCCAGCUGAACUGGAUCAUCUCCGUCUUCAACCUCACCUCCGCCGCCUUCCUCCCCUUCUGGGCCCAGAUAGCCGACAUCUUCGGCCGGCACGCCACAAUCCACACAACUAUUAUUCUCAUGAUGAUCGGGUCGGCCAUCUGCACAGGCGCACCCACGGACGCCUUCCCCGUCCUCCUACUGGGGCGCGCCGUCCAGGGCGUCGGCGCCGCGGGCGUCAACAUCAGCGUGCGGGUGAUACUAGCAGACAAGGUGUCGCUGGCCGACUACGCCCUCAACUGGACGGUGUUCGCCCUCUUCUCCGGCGUGGGCUUCAGCGUCGGGCCCGUGAUAGGCGGCUACCUCACGCAGGCGAGCUGGCGCUGGUGCUUCGCCAUCAACCUGCCCGUCGGCGUCCUCGCCAUCGUUCUCGUGGCGGUGGCCCUGCGCCGCGAGCUUCUGGGCCCGCAGCCCAUCCCGGAGCUCGAGGGCGAGGGCGAGGGCGACGGGCACGGGCACGGGCACCGUGCCCUGGGCAGCAGCAGGCGCGCGAGGUUCGGCGCGAGGCUGAUGACCAUCGACCUUGUCGGCCAGCUGCUCUUCCUCUUCGGCCUGGGCCUGCUGAUCCUGGCGUUCACGUGGGCCGGCGGCACGUACGGCUGGGGCUCGGCGGCUGUCAUCGCGCCGCUUGUGGUUGGUGCUGCGCUCAGCGUCGCUUGGGUCUUCUACGAGCACUCGAUGGCCCCGCCGCACCUCGUGUCGCGCGUGUUCCGCUCGCAGAGGGCCAUGAUGCCCUGGGAGCUGCUUGCCAAGCGGGAUAUCUCCCUGUUGUUCUUCGUCAACUUCGAUCUCGGGGUCUGCAUGUUUGCUGUGAUGUACUUUAUGGAUCUGUACUUUGCACUCGUGGAAGGCCACAGCUCAAGUGAAGCCGGGCUGGCGUUGUUAUACUUUCUUCCCGGGCUUGGAGAAGGAGAGGAGGACGCGUGA